AUGGGGUGUAAACAAUCUGUGGUAACGGUAACUCCGCUUGAUGAGCCAUCAAAAGUAAACGCACUUUCGCUGACAACCGAUGGUUUGGAUGCGAAUAACUUUCGUUCAAUUACAUUGUCAAAAAUACACGAGGUCAAUCACAACACAAAACUGUUUACAUUCACGUUCGACGAUCCUAAAUCAAUAUUAAACAUGAAAAUUUCAUCAUGUACCGUGCUCAAAGCAAAUAUUGACGGGGAAGACGUCUACCGGCCAUAUACACCAACCACACGACCUAACACUCAAGGCUAUCUCGAAUUUCUAAUCAAAUACUAUCCACAAGUACCAAAGUAUGAUUAUCAGCCGCAUAAAUUUAAAAGUUUAACACUGAUUGCUGGUGGUACUGGUCUAACCCCGAUGUUACAAAUGAUUGAAGAAGUUUUGUUCAAUGCGGAUGACACAACGACUAUCACGCUACUAUAUGCAAAUACAAGUUUCGCCGAUAUUCUAAUCAAAGGUGAUCUCGAUAAAUUGGCGCAAAAAUAUUAUGACCGAUUUAAAUGUUAUUAUACAAUUAGUAGUGUUGCCGAUACAGCGGAGGAUCAAGCAUGGACAGGAGAAAGAGGUCACAUAACGACGAGUAUGCUAGAAAAGUUGAUCCCAAUGCCGAGUAAUGGGGAUGAUGAGAGUAUUAUGGUUAUGGUUUGUGGACCACCUGGCUUUAUGCGGUUGAUCUGUGGUGAGAAGACGCCUGAUUACAAGCAAGGUGAAGUCAGCGGACUGUUGAAACAAGUGGGUUUUACGGAAAAAAAUGUUUUCAAAUUUUGA
This is a messenger RNA of Didymodactylos carnosus, 807 nucleotides long. Lineage: Eukaryota; Metazoa; Rotifera; Eurotatoria; Philodinida; Philodinidae. The record is from the annotation of a GenBank genome assembly.